CACCGCCACCACCACCACCACCACCACCACCACCACUACCACCUCCUCUACCAAACUAUCACCCCGCCACCCCUCCUCCUCCUCAAUCAGCCUCCCUCCCCAUUCUCUUGCACCCGACGAGCAAGUCCUCGAUGCCUUCGUCGUCGUUGUCGUCGUCGUCCCGAGUAUUAGUAGUAGUGGACCGCCGUUGCGCGUUAAUUCCUAAAACGGCCGCGCGGUAGUACGCAGCGCUGUCGUACGGCUCUACUUUUCGUCACCGUCUACGCGCUCGUCGUCGUCGUCGUCGUCGUCGUCGUCGUCGUUGUACUGAGGAUUCGCCUGCCGUUUCUUGUUCCUUAAAUGGACGAGGAACAUCGAGCAUCAAUAUCGUGGCUGCCCAAAGGAAUUAUCAUGUAUCUUCUCAUUGUCUAAAGUUUCCCCGUCGCAAACGGUCGAAGAGAGACCCUAAGAAAAACAUGGCAGGGGUUGGAAAAAGAACUUACUUGCGGGAUGUGAAUCCCUAUCUCAUCUGUCCUCUAUGCAGAGGAUAUUUGAUAGAUGCGACGACGGUCGUUGAGUGCUUGCAUUCUUUUUGCAGAAGCUGUAUUCUAAAACAUCUUAAUGCGGAGGCACGCUGUCCCUCUUGCAAUCAUGUGUUGAAUAAGGCUAAACCAAACAUCAAAGCUGACAAAGCUUUACAAGAUAUCGUGUACAAACUAGUUCCUGGACUUUAUCAUAAGGAGAUGCGCAGAAGAAGAGAAUUUUAUAGAAGACAUCCCGAGCAUGCAGAUGUCGCGACUCCGGAGCAACGAGGGGAAGAUGUGAGCGGUCGAUUAAUCUUUGCGCCUGAAGACGCAGUCAGCUUGAGUCUCGAGUACCUUCCACCUGGUGCCGAUCCAUUGAAGAUCUUGUUGAGUACAAACGAAUCUGACCAUUCGUCUAACAAUAACAAUAGUAACAAUAACAACAAUAUUAGUAAUAGCAACACUGUCAACAACAACAAUAAUAAUAACAACAACAACAACAACAAUAGUAGUACUAGCAACAACAACAACAACAGCAUCAACAAUAACAAUAACAACAGCAACAACAAUAGUGGCAACAACAAUAGCAAUAAUAACAAUAAUAGUAGUAAUAGUAAUAAUGCUAGUAGCCACAUUACGAGCAAUAGACGGUAUCUUCAAUGUCCCGCUCUGGUUACGAUAGCGCAUCUUAAAAAGUUCUUAGCUUUGAAAUACAGCGUCGAUAUGACGAGAUACACUAUCGAAAUAUGUCAUCGAAGAGCACCCCUACCAGAACAUUGGACACUUAUGGACGUAGCCUACAUAUACGCUUGGAAAAGGAACGCUCCUAUGAGAUUCUUUUAUCGGGUUGCUCAAGAAGAACAAGCCUUGGAAGCACCUUUACACGAGAGACCAUCCACGCCUGGAUUAGGUGCUAGUUUGCCACCGAGCGACAAUUCGGUCAGCGACAAUGUGCGGGAUGAUGAUGCGGAACAAAUACUCGAGAUCGAACGUAAAACGAUGGAGGAUGACAAGGACGAUGUCGUAGAGAAAAAUGAAGUUGAAUCGUCCAAGGUGAAGUUACAAAUGCCAGUGGUCCUUUGCAGUCGUCUAAAAAUAUCGAAAGUGGCCGAAAAGGAUGAUAAGAAAAUGGAUGUGCCAUCUUCGACGGACGCUAGAACAUUACCGAUGACCUUGCCUUCUAUUACGACGGUGACGUCGACGAUAGGUACUACUACUACUGUGUGUUCGACAGCGAUCACACUUUCUGUGACUGCAUCUACCAUCACGGCAACAUCUGUCACUGCAACGGCAACUGCUACGACUGUAUCUCCAGCUGUUGCUAUAGCUACGGUUGCAUCUACAACUUUGGCUACAACUACUACGGCUACUGCUAUAACCACGGCUACAACUACUACGGCUACUGCUAUAACCACGGCUACGGAUACGGCUACAGCUACGACCAUGAUUACGACUACGGCUAUGACUACGACUACAACUACUACUACGACGAUACUGACUUCAACAACAGUGAAUACAAUGUCCACGAGUACGACCACCGCAACUAACACGAUGAUAACAUCUACGGUUAACGAGGAGGGGAGUAAGCAAGUCAAAACGCCGAUAAAAAUAUUGAAAAAUUCGGAUGGGAAUUACGAGGUGUUGAAGAAUCCGCCCCCUAAUUGGCAUUCCAGAGAACAAAAUCCAAAUUCUUGCGACGUCAAACCCACGAGCCCUGAAUUCAGUGUUGUUGAAAGGGAACCAUCUGGCGGAUUGCUAUUCCAGCAUCUUCAAAAAGAUAAGGACAAAUUUCAAACGAUGGAGAAACAGGAGAAACAGAAACGCAGAGUUACUUUUAUGGACAAACCAACUACGGUAAAGCCUAUGUUUAAUGUAUCGAAAACUAUAAUAAAAAAGACGACCGAGCAAAACGAUCGGAAAAAACAGUUCCUUCAAGGAUUUCAAUUGGCGGCCAAAGAACCAACGAUUGAGAAUAUACUUAUCGAUAAAAGCCCUAAGAUGAUCACCGGAAACGCAAAUCUAAUUAAUGAAAAUACAGCACAAACGAAUUCUAUCGUUAAUAAGAAAGAACAUAAUAACGUUAAAACAAAUGGUAUGGAAAUCGAAGGAACGACUGAAAAAACCAAUACGGAGAAUGGUAAUCCCGUAUUUGGAAAUUUAAUAAACGAUAAAAAAUCUAAUAAUAACAUAGUAACGAAUCCAUCUCAUAAUAUGAAAUCUAAUAUUAAUAAACCAUUUAUCGAUGCUGAGACACGCAUUAUUGGUAUAAAUACAACUAGAAAUAUUAACGUUAAUCCUAAUGUCAAUGUCAACAAUAGUCCUGUAAAGAUGGACGUCUAUACUUUUCCAAAUGAUCCACCUGUAGUUCCUGUAGGUGCUGUUAAGAGAAAGUGUCCACCUGGUUUACCAAUUUGUGAAGUUAAACGUAAACGGCAACAAACGCCUCCGACGCAAUCCGCGAAAAAGGCAAAUGUGUCACCACAAAGUGUUGCCAAAGCUUCCCGAAAAUGUGUAACCGAACAACAAAUCAUACCAACAAAGAAGCCUAUAAAUGUGGUGAAUGAUUCAGGUCCCAGUCGUACGCUUAAUGUCGCGACGCCCAAGACGUCACCAUCGAAUCCAUUAUUUUCAAAUGACACGAGGAACCUUUUGGAUGGUUGUGGUUUAAAUAUACCUGCCAGUUUGAGUAUAACAUUGACGGCCCCGAAAUCUCCCGGAAAUAGUGGAUGUUCAAACGAUAUCAAUGAUAUCAAAGAUAAUCGAAAAAAUGUUUUAGGAAAGGUGAGUCCAAGUAUUACACUUAACGAUAGAUGUGUCGAUCCUCGUGUAUUGAAAGCUCUGAAGACUGGACAAAUCAGGAUGCCUGCACCUCCUAAACCUAGACAAAUGAAACAACCAGAUCGCGAGAGUAAUCAUCAGCGUCAAACACCAACUGGGAAAAGGAAACGGGAACAAGAAUCCAGAGAUAUCUUGGAUUUGAGUGGUGGUAAAAAGAUGGAUAUACAUCCUUUGAGAAUACCUCAGCCAGUGACGAAACUAAAAGCGAAAUCGCCGAUAAGAGAAAAUAUACCAGGUAUCAUCGAUCAAGGACAAGUAGUUACAUUGAUGAGCGGUCAUCGAUAUUACAGAGCUCCACCAGGUUCUUUAACGCCGGCGGCUCAUCGUGUCAGCGAUUGUCCUCUUCCUACACCAGGACGUACUCCAGUUUACGCUCCAUCAGGAUUAUCUGGCUCAAUGAAUGGAAAUCGUACUAAUAAUAGUCUAUCGUCCGUGUUUCCAAGCUUGCAGAGCCUAUACGCUCUGAGCCAAGCACCGAAUCUUCAACAAUUUCAAAUGGACGCGAUUAUGAGAUUACCGCGAGGUGGAGGAAAUAGUGGUGGUAGUGCUGGAGGCGUAGGCGGAGGCGGUAACGGGGGCGGAGAUAAUACAGUUCCGAAUAGCUGUAUAUCUAAUAACAUAGCAAGUUCCGAAAGUGUUAGUGUUAGUGGUAAUGUACCUGGUAAGAGUCACUUAGCUGCACAGUGUGCUCCUGUGAAGCCCGCUAGAUCCUCGGUUGCACCUUUAGCAGUUCCUAUCACGAAGCAUCAAUCGACCGAACGGACUAUGUCUAAUUGCUUAAACAGACAAAUUGUGAACGAUACAAACAAAAAUAUGACUUUCCGUAAUAACGAUAAUUCACCGACUUCGGCCGAUAUCGUUGAGAGACUUUUCGCUCAGCCAAAAUACUCACCGGUUCUCGAUAGCAACGACAAAUUCGUUGUUCGAAAGGAAAAUGGAAAAACUACGAGUAGCAUCGAUGAUAAAACAACGUCUUCUAAUAUAUCGCGUGAUCUGAGAUUAGAAUUGAUUCCGGAUAAUUCGAACGACCGUAACAAUUCCGUGGGUCAACAACAACAGCAGCUGCAGCAGCAACAACAACAACAACAACAACAACAACAACAACAACAACAGCUACAACAGCAACAGCAACAGCAACAACAACAACACCAGCAGCAACAACAACAACAACAACAGCAGCAACAGCAACAACAGCUCCAGCUACAACAACAACAACAACAGCUCCAGCAACAACAACAACAGCAGCAGCAGCAGCAGCAGCAACAACAACAACAACAACAACAACAACAACAACAACAACAACAACAACAACAACAACAACAAUAUAAUCGCGAAGCUGCGAGUCCGAGAGUUUCUUCGACCGCUUCACCGUCUCCACCUCCAAGCGAGAGUAAUGGCAAUGGUUGCGUAGAUGAAAAUAGAGUAGUAAUUAGAAAACAGGAAGACGGUGUUACGAUCAAUCGUUCGGAUGACAAUCGAAACGAUAUGCCGGCCUCAUCGAACUCUUUAAAAAACAAUCCUAACGCCGAGGUCUCAAGCACAAAGUCUCCUGCCAGUCCGGACUCGAGUUCCGUCGCUGCGGACAGUUCAGUCGUUAAAGUUUGCCCAAAUGCGGAUCAACAACAAACUUCCUCGUCUACGCAGGAGUCAGAACGUAAUGUUAAAUCUAACGAAUCAACGAAUAAAACGGUGGACGUUUCUACGGGCGAAAAUUCUUCCGUUGACGGUGAAAAAAGUAAAACCAAUGCGACGAAAUUGACGGACGGUAAACAAAUGACAUCUGAAAUGUUACAAAAGAGAUUAUUGGCGGCAUUUCCGACGAACGAAUGGGCGAACAAUCCGAUAGCGGCCGAACAUUUGGGAAACUUUUUAAAGAGUUUAAAUGCAUCGAUGAAAACGGAAAACAAUAAGAUUAAGGAUAAAACGAUCGAGAAUAUCGGCGAAAGUGAUAAAGAUAGUGUUAAAACAAUAUUUACGAACAACGAGGUGUCGUCGAAUCAACAAAAGGAAAUCGGCGAACGUUCGUAAUCAUUUUAUAUUAUUUCGUUAAUAAUAGUUUUGGAUUUAAAUAAAAAAGAAAAGAAAAAAAAAUGAAGAAGAAGAAGAAGAAGAAAGAAAAAAAAAGAAAGAAGGAAGGAAAGAAAGAAAGAAAGAAAGAAAGAAAGAAAGAAAGAAAGAAAGAAAGAAAGAAAGAAAAAAAAAAAACUCGUAACGACGCGAUUGUCGUUAGAAAAGAGGGUCCAUCAUUGCUUAUGAUUCUCGAGAGACUAACGAGCAGACACUGCCAUUUAAUUAUCUAAAAAAAGAAAAAAGAAAAAAAAAAAAAAGAAAAAAAAAAGAAGAAAAAA
This is a messenger RNA of Vespa mandarinia (Asian giant hornet), 5689 nucleotides long. RefSeq lists its product as uncharacterized. Gene Ontology annotation, cellular component: PRC1 complex. Gene Ontology annotation, molecular function: promoter-specific chromatin binding. Gene Ontology annotation, biological process: negative regulation of transcription by RNA polymerase II. Lineage: Eukaryota; Metazoa; Arthropoda; Insecta; Hymenoptera; Vespidae. The record is from RefSeq and is a predicted model, not a curated record.